UUGCGUUUUGUAAACAAUAUGGAGGACAACAUUCCAAAAAUAUCAGUUGAGCUCAAUGGAUUGUAAAUUAGAGCGUUUUUGAAACAACGAAAUUCAGAUUCAUCCUGCUGAAUAUAAAGUUCACGGACAGGACAAACUACUCGAGAUCUUUGAACUUGAUUAAUAGAAGAAAUGGCUGAGAUAUUAGGCAAUGAACUAAUUAUUGAGAGUUUGCGGAAUGACAUCAAAGAUUUACAGUGGGCAAUCAGCGACAUCGUUUCUAGAGUGGGACCUGUUGAACAACCAUCUUGGAAAUUUCCUGAUAAGAAUUCUGGUGACAUUGACAUUAAUUAUUUGUUAGAGUUGUAUGAUUAUGAUGAUGAAGAUUCGGAGGGAAGUCAAGUGGCACAUAUUGCUCUGUAUGAGCUUGUAAUAGAUAGGUUUAUUUAUUUAGUUCAAACUCUGUCCUCUUUCUCUAAGACAAUGUUAAACAGAGCAGGAGAGGAGAUAUCUGAUUCCAGUAGUUCAUCAGUAGGACUGGCGGUCAAGCAGUAUUGUAAUAAACAAGUCCAGUUACAAACUGUGGUUCAACAGACCAUGUCAGAUAUAAAGACGAAAAAUAGAAAACUGUGUGAUUUAGAAGCUAAUAUGAAGAAAUUAACAGAAGACUUUUCUACCCAAAGUAUGUCUAGUGCAACAUCUCAUACAUCACUGAUCAGUGAAGGGACGGUACCCAGCAAGUUUGGUAACGUAACAACGGGUUAUCUUAGUCCAAUCAAAAUGGAGGAAAUAGCUAGAGAAGCAUGUAGUAAAAAUACACAGACUUUAGAAACUGCAUUUGUGCCAUGUGAAUCUUGCCAUGUUGUACAAAAGUCGUUUAAAAAUGCAGGAGAUAUUUUAAUAAAUAUGUGUCAAGCUCAAAAACUACCGUCGUCUUUACAGAAAUACCGUCCCUUAGUUGCCGAUAUUAAAUGGUUUUCGGCCAAUGAUGUGAUACGAUGGGCAUCAGAGCAGAACAAAGAUCUGGCUAAAUUGACUAAACACAUGGACAGCCUAAUGGCUACCAUCAACCCACUUAAGGAUGAAAUAGAACAGCUGGAAAAGAAGAAUAAACAUUUACAGAAAAGAGUCUCUGAGUUUGAUAGUGAUAUGAGAAAAGAGAAAGAAGUGCAAUAUGCUUUACAAAAACAGUUUGAUAUCAAAAUAAAAGAUUUGGAACAAAGUCAUAAUGAAACUGUCUCAAUAGUUACUCGACAGAAAAAUGAAAUUUUACAAGAUAAACAAAGCUUAGAAACUGAAGUCAGUAAAUUAAAAACACACCUAGAACAACAACAGAAACUUCUUAUAGAAAUAGAAAAUACCAAAUCAUCACUUGAGAAAGACCUUAAGGAAAACAAGGCCAAUGCUAUAUCAAGUCUACAGAGUGAGAUAAACCAACUACAAACUAAACUCUCUGAUGUGUCACAGAGACUGGAUGUGUCUUCUAAAGAACUUAAUAAAGAGCAAGCUAAAAGUAGGAGUGCAUCUAAACACAGUCAGAGUGUACAGAACAAACAGGGUUCCCUCCUUCAGAGAGUGGAUGAUUUAGACAGGGAAAAUGAAGAGUUAAAAGACCAGGUGGCCACACUAGAGGAAGAGAAAGAAGAGAUUGAAGAAUCGUUGAAAUCUGCCAAGAGUCAAGUAGACAAACUUCACAAAAAUGUUACUGAAAAAGAGAAUAUGAUAGAAACUGUAACAAGAGAAAAAACUGAGUUAGAGGAGUCUAUUACAAGCUUACAACAGAAUAUCAAUACAUUAGAGACAAGGAUACAAGAAUCUGCCGAUAGGGAAAGAUUGAUGAUUGAAUACCCAGACCUAAAUGGACCUGUGAAUCCUGAUCUAAAUGGUACAGGUGACAUUGCUUUGGACAUGGAGAAUCAAGUGAAGGCUAAUGCUAUUAGGAUACAAGUACUAGAAGAACAAAAUGAAGGAUUAAGAAAUUCAAUUACUAAAGUUAUGUCAUUACAACGGGGAAGCUUACCCCAGGAACAGGAAAAGAUGACAGCUCCCCAACAAUUGUGGUCUACAGAUAAUCUAGACAGAGUAAAAGACAACCACAGAACAGAGGAGGAUCAAGUUUGGCAGCCAGAAAGUUCAGUUUAUGCAUCAGAAAAGACAAGACCUUCCUCAGGCUAUCAAAGUAAUUCUGAGAAGAUCACAAACAGAGCUAAAUAUAUCGCUACUGUAAAAACACAUCCACAGAGAGAUGUUACCACUCCAGGGGAUGAAUUUGUUGUUGGAAAAGGUAGACCUCCUAGUGCAUCAAAGAGAAAGGAUGUUACUGGUUCCCGUCCUAACAGUGGGAAAGCCAUACAUACUCCAGUAAAUACCAGUAGUAUAAGUGCUUAUUUACAACUGAAGAAAGCAGGGAAACUGAAUAUGACAGAUUCUCCACCAAAAGAUAAUUCAUUUCCAACACGACCAACAUCUGGUAAACCACAUCGAUCGCCACCUGUACACAAUGAUGAUGGUGAAGUUUACACACAGAAAACUAGUUACACUUGUCAGAACUGUGAUAAAAUGUACUCUAAACCAAAAGACUUAGAUAUACACAUGUCAUACUGUACCGGGUGAAUGUCACUUCUUAUUCAAGUUUUAAACUAAUUACAAUCAUAACUGAAUGACACUUCAAGUUGUUAAUUAUCACAACUGUGAGAAAAUACAUCUGUAACGAUUUUAGGUCUAAAUAU
Mytilus trossulus (common blue mussel) is the source of this 2708-nucleotide messenger RNA. RefSeq names its product coiled-coil domain-containing protein 157-like. The record is from RefSeq and is a predicted model, not a curated record. The transcript is spliced from 11 exons. The coding region runs from base 172 to 2592 and encodes 806 amino acids. Lineage: Eukaryota; Metazoa; Mollusca; Bivalvia; Mytilida; Mytilidae.